Coccinella septempunctata (seven-spotted ladybird) is the source of this 1538-nucleotide messenger RNA. Its product is annotated as STAM-binding protein-like. NCBI's taxonomy places the organism in Eukaryota, Metazoa, Arthropoda, Insecta, Coleoptera, Coccinellidae. Gene Ontology annotation, molecular function: metallopeptidase activity; K63-linked deubiquitinase activity; protein binding. The transcript is spliced from 2 exons. Gene Ontology annotation, cellular component: membrane; endosome. The record is from RefSeq and is a predicted model, not a curated record. Gene Ontology annotation, biological process: protein K63-linked deubiquitination. Bases 146 to 1522 code for a protein of 458 amino acids.
AUGACUAUGAUUUUCCCAAACGUCAAUCGUUCAUAUCCUGUCUUUUCUCCACGAUUUUUCUGACUCUAAAGGUGGAACAAGAGUAGAGCAACUACAAAUAAACGUUCAAUGAGAUAUUACCUUGCCGAGCAUUCCAGAUCGAGCUAUGACACCCGGUCCGCAAGACCUGAGCGAGACGUCACUGAACAGGGCAGAUCUGAGACCUAAGAAGAGAUUAGAUACCCUGAUCGAGAGGAGCAAAACCACCCACAUAGACCACCAGAUACCGAUCCGUAGGUACAUCCAGAUAGCGGACGCCCUGCUUCACGCCGCUAAGCACUCUCAGAUGAAGAAAUCUCACGAGUCCUCGCUGAUGAACUACCUCCGGUACCAGUCUUUGGUCAAGAAGCUGAGGACCCACAAGAAAUACGGAAAAAUUCCCAUUGGCGAACGGUCCGCAUUCGACUACAAGCUGAAGAACGUGAUGAAGAACGUCAAGGUUUUGAGCGAGGUCGUUUUCUCGGAGUAUAAGAAGUUUUACCAGAUGUCGAAGUUCGACAAUCAGGAUCAGAACUUGGAAGGGUACCAAGAGCAGCGACCCACUAUAUCCACGGUCCAUACCUUCAUAAGCGCCAACAGAGGGGAGCUCGAAGAAGCCAAAUGGAGCCAACCGUCACUGACAACGAGAUCCUCGGUAGCCAGCAGAUCUAGGUCUAGGGCAGUGACGGAUUCCGGAUCUUGCAUCAGCUUUCCAACGUAUCGCACCUUCUCCUCCAACGUAGACGUCAAUUACGGUCUCAGACGCUCCAUUUUCCCCACCAAACAAGUCAGGGAGUUCGACGUCAUCUACAGCCAGAGGAGGAUCGUGAGGAGUCACAGAACGGUCAUUGUGCCGAGCAGGAUAACCACGGAGUUCUCCUACUUAUCCUACAGGAACACGCAGAAGAACGUGGAGACAGUGGCGUAUCUGGCCGGGAGGGAACUGAACGCCACGCAACUGCUGGUAUCGCAUCUGAUACUACCCGAACAGGUGGGAUAUUCGGAUUACUUCAAGGUUAAGGAUUCCAUAGAGCUGAUACGGUAUCUGGACGAGCACGAUUUGCUCACUAUUGGAUGGAUACAUUCUCACCCGGUAGAAUCCAGCUACCUAUCCAGCAGCGACAUGCACUACCACAGCGUCUUUCAGAGCGUUCUACCAGAGGCCAUAGCGAUGGUAUACAGCCCAAAGUAUAUGAAUAGCACCACGUUCAACCUGACCCCCAACCACGGGCUCAAAUUCAUCUUGAACUGCAGAAAAAAGGGGUUCCACACCCAUCCGACGAACCCCCCUUUAACCAUGAUCUCCCAGCAUGCCAUCACCGACCUUUAUGGCGAUCUGACAGUGAAGGAUUUCAGGGAUUCGAAGAAGGUCUACGAAGAUUGGGAUGGUGUGAGAGCCUCUUUCACUUCGAAUCUGUUUGAGAGGAUGAUGAAGGACACGAAUAGCGGUGAAAAAGGGAGGAUAAGAAAAAGCGAAGUCACAUUCGUACAUAUCGGACGUUAAUAAAUCGUUUAAAAAU